AUGCCACCACAAUCAUCGGCGGCGGCGCGCUCGCCGCUCCUCACCCUCGCCGCCGCCUUUCUCGCCUGGAAGGCUCUUAUCCUGCUCCUCGCCUACGGCGCGCUCGUAGGCUCCGACUACGACACGUCCACGGCGCUGCUGCUGCCGUCCUCGCGCGCCACCUCCCUCGCGCGCCGCCUGACGCGCUGGGACGCCGUCUACUUUGUGCACGGCGCGCGCGACGGGCACGUCUACGAGCAGGAGUGGGCGUUUAGCCCCGCGCUCGCGCUGGUUCUGCGCUGGCUGGCGGCGCUCGGCGGCAGCGGCAGCGGGGGUGGUGGUGAGCCUGAGGCGCUCGCCGCCAUCGCCCUCGCGCACGCCUCCCACGGCGUCGCCGUGGGAGCGCUGCACCGCCUCACCCUGCUCCUUAGCGGCGGCCCGCGUCUCGCGCUCCUUACCGCGCUACUAUGCGUCGUCUCCCCCGCCGGCGUCUUCCUGUCCGCGCCGUACGCCGAGGCCCCGUUUAGCGCCCUCUCGUUUGUCGGCGUGUACUUGCUCGCGGCCGGGUACACGCAUCGUCGCGGGUCCGCGCCCCGCGCCGUGGCCGUCGUCGCUGCGGGAGCGGUGCUCGGCCUCGCCACGGCCGUGCGCACCAACGGCCUCGCCAGCGGCCUGCUGUUUGCCGUCGAGGGGCUGCAGGCUCUGCGGGACUUGGUGCGGGCGCCGGGCGGCGCCGCGGCCGCGGUCCUGGCGGCCGCGGCGGCAGGCUUGGGCGGCGUCUUGGUCGCGCUGGGGAGCGUGAUCCCGCAGUACGUCGCCUUCACCAUCUACUGCACGGGACCAGAGGAUACGCUGCGGCCGCCGUGGUGCGAGUACACGGUGCCGAGUAUAUACAGCUACGUUCAAGACGUAUACUGGAACGUCGGCUUCCUCCGGUACUGGACGCCCAACCAGAUCCCGCUCUUCAUCCUCGCCGCGCCCGUCCUGACGCUGCUCAUGGUCUCUGGGUGGCAGGUGCUCCGCGCGCCUGCGUCCGGCGGCAUGCCGGGCAAGCAGGUGGUGGCGGACCACCGUACGCUCGUGCGCGCGCUCGCCGCCAGCCAGGGCAUCGUCGCCCUGCUCGCGCUCACGAGCUACCACGUGCAAGUCAUUUCCCGCCUGGCGUCUGGGUAUGCCGUGUGGUACUGGUGGAUCGCGGCGUGCCUCAUGGAUAAGGCGCGCCUGGGCACGGGCCGGGCCGCCGUCAUGUUCAUGGUCAUGUAUGCUGGGAUACAGGCGGUCCUGUUUGCUACGUUUUUACCACCGGCGUAA
Molecule: messenger RNA, 1290 nt
Organism: Cordyceps militaris CM01
Lineage: Eukaryota; Fungi; Ascomycota; Sordariomycetes; Hypocreales; Cordycipitaceae
Product: DUF409 domain protein
Exons: 2
Coding region: 1-1290 (429 amino acids)
Biological process (GO): GPI anchor biosynthetic process
Cellular component (GO): mannosyltransferase complex; endoplasmic reticulum membrane
Molecular function (GO): alpha-1,6-mannosyltransferase activity; GPI mannosyltransferase activity
Source: RefSeq, a predicted model, not a curated record